AUGUCAGGAGAAGGGGGAGGCAGAUCUUCAACAGAAAAGAUGUUAAUGGUGGAGGAAGAAGAAGACGUUAAUGGCGGCAGGGAGGGGAGCAAUUUCUUUGAUUUGGAUUAUGUCUUGGAGGGAAGUGAAGGGACACCUUUUGCCGGAUGGGGCAUUAUCAUUGUGAAGUUGCGUCGUGGGCAAGAACUGAGGCUUAGAGCAAUAGCCAGAAAAGGGAUUGGCAAAGAUCAUGCAAAAUGGUCACCUGCUGCAACUGUCACUUUCAUGUACGAACCAGAGAUCCACAUCAAUGAAGAUUUAAUGGAAACUCUGAUGCUUGCAGAGAGACAAGCCUGGGUUGAAAGUAGUCCAACCAAAGUGUUUGACCUUGAUAAAGCUACUGGACAGUUAAAAAGAUGCCUGUUGCUGCAAGAGGUAAUUCCGGUGUGGAAUUGUCAUUUUGCCCUUAAAAGACAUAAAAAACUAACUUCACUCUUAUCUGAAAUUUUAAUUACACUGGUGAAUAUGAAUGGCAUUGAUGUUGUUAGAGACCUUUUUGGUCAUUCAAGGAGCACAUUGCAGAAAUUUUUGUGGGCUCUUCUCUGUAAUAUCAGAGAAUCAUUCUAUUAG
Messenger RNA from Pistacia vera, 609 nucleotides. RefSeq lists its product as uncharacterized. Gene Ontology annotation, biological process: DNA-templated transcription. Gene Ontology annotation, cellular component: RNA polymerase II, core complex. The transcript is spliced from 5 exons. Bases 1 to 609 code for a protein of 202 amino acids. The record is from RefSeq and is a predicted model, not a curated record. Lineage: Eukaryota; Viridiplantae; Streptophyta; Magnoliopsida; Sapindales; Anacardiaceae. Gene Ontology annotation, molecular function: DNA-directed RNA polymerase activity; protein dimerization activity.